AUGGCAGACGCUGCGAUGCCCGUGAAUGCAGCCGCAUCUGGCGAGUCUCCCGCGCAACUCAAGGCCCGCUUGAGAAGGGAACGUCUUGCUAGCAAGAGCAGUGGUGCAUCACGUCUACAGAAGAUCACUGCAUUGCAAGGAGGCCCCCCCAGAGCGCUCAGUGAAGUUGAGAAAGACGUGCCAGUCAAACCCUCUACACCAUCUCAGUUCAAUCCUGCAGCAGCCUCUGGCACCGCAACACCGGAUCCUGAGGAAGAAGACAUUUCGCAGCACCAUUACACGCCCGCCUCUCAGCCUCGACUCCCCUCGCCAUUUGCUCUUGAUGGCAAUACAGGUGGCCCUUUCGGUGAUGCUCCCGGAUCCGACCCAUCUCACGAUCCCAUGAUGGCCAUGCUCCAGCAGAUGAUGGGUGCAGGUGCCGGCGGAAUGCCAUCCGCCCAGCCAGGUGCAGCACCUGGAAAUCUCCCUCCUGGGCUAGCGAACAUGUUGUCUGCUAUGCAGGGUGGAGCUGCUCCUGCCGAACCAUUGCCAGAGAAAUCUUCCGCCUGGAUGUGGCAUCUCGUUCAUUCCAUCUUCUCGCUGGGUCUAGCAAUCUAUAUUGUGUUGCAGACACCUUUCACCGGGUCCAAGCUGUCGCGUGACAGUGUCGUAGAGGAGGAUUGGACUGUCGAGUCAAAGUCUGCGCAUAGCUUUGCAAAUUUCUUCUAUCUGUUCGCGACAUUCGAAGUGGUAAUGCAGUCGUCGCGCUACUUCAUCGAAAAGGGCCAGCUACAGGGCAGUGGCAUUCUGAACACAGUGGCAGGCAUUCUGCCGGCGCCCUAUUCCGGUUACAUCAAGACCAUUGGACGAUACAGCGUCAUUUAUAGUACCAUCAUGAGCGAUGCCAUGGUAGUUGUUUUCGUUCUGGGCGCUUCGAGCUGGUGGCGCGGCGCCGUGGUGGCAUAA
Molecule: messenger RNA, 945 nt
Organism: Plenodomus lingam JN3
Lineage: Eukaryota; Fungi; Ascomycota; Dothideomycetes; Pleosporales; Leptosphaeriaceae
Biological process (GO): retrograde vesicle-mediated transport, Golgi to endoplasmic reticulum
Source: RefSeq, a predicted model, not a curated record